Molecule: messenger RNA, 3070 nt
Organism: Hydractinia symbiolongicarpus
Lineage: Eukaryota; Metazoa; Cnidaria; Hydrozoa; Anthoathecata; Hydractiniidae
Exons: 3
Coding region: 669-2924 (751 amino acids)
Source: RefSeq, a predicted model, not a curated record
UUUUUGGAGACUUAAAUGUGCCUUGUUAGGAGUUUCUCUUCUGUUUUAUUUUAGCUAUAUACAUUAAAUGAAAUGAAUUAUUGUCUCCGUCUUUUGCAAAUUUCCAAGCUUCUGUGACAUAAGCAAGUUUGAUUUAAGGCUACCCUAUCUAAGACCUUAACUAAAUUAAAAUUUAAGGAAAGUACUAGUAGAUUCGCGCGAAUAAAUGUUGGAAAUUGGUGUAAUUGCGACGGAAAAUUAAUCUUAACAAAAUACAUUUUUUCUUUAAAUCACGAAAAUAUUUCUUUGUGAAAAUUAAUCAACUUAGAGUAGUUACAGCUUGUACAUUUUAUAAACCGAGUUUUUAAUCAUCGAAGUGAUUCCUUAAAGGGGAAGUCCGGUCAUUUUUCAAAAUUUGUGUGUUGAAUAAACACCAUCGUGUUAUUAAUUUCUGCAAAAUCUUUUUUAAAAAUUCGUAUUACAAAUGAUAUAAAUGUCUAUCAAAGUUUAGGAUUGUUACUGUUUUUUUUCAAACGACGCCAUCUUUUUGUUGUUAUCAUCGAGGUCUGGGCUCUAAUGUUUAUCGUGACGUAUUUUAUGACAACAGCUUUCUGCACGCCGGAAUACUUCAGUUGUCGAUUACACCACUUCAAACAAGUCAUAAAUGUACCAUUGAUUUUACUGUUAUCAUGGUUACUUGUGGUGCUUUAAAUUGUGGUAACUCUUCCACCAAAAAAUCGGUAGCUGAUGUAAAAGGGUGGCAUAACGUUCCCACCGAAAAAGAAAAUAAACAACGUCGUAAGAAAUGGCUAGCAGCUAUGAAGCGAGAUCCACCAUAUCCAGCAGACACGAAUUUCGUUCUUUGUGGUAUGCAUUUCACGUCCGAAUGUUUUCAACGCGAUCUCAAGGCGGAGCUCUGUGGCUCUGUGAGAAAGUUUAUAUUAUUACCAAACGCUAUUCCAUCGGUAUUUUCAUUCUCGAAACCGCUACCUGCAAAGCGUUCUGCAUCCAUUGCAAGAAACGAAAGAAAAACAAAACGCCAGAUUGUGGAUGAAGCUUGUACGGCAGAAGAAAACUCAGGUGGCCCGGAAGCACCUUCCCUAGAACUUGAGCCCCUUUUUAAGGAUGCUAUUACGCAAACUGUUGAUGUCGUCAUGAUCAACAAAGAAGUUAGCUGUGCUACACCAAUGCGAACAAAGAGCACUAUGGUUCCUGCUGUGUUAUGCAAAUCAAUGUCUACUCAGAUGAGUCCAACUUUGUCUUCGACGAACACGCAAACUGUUAUAUUAACUCAAUAUGCUAGCGUUUCCACAGUCAACCUUAUUGCGAAAGAGGGAGAUGAAAUUGGAGAUUGCUCUUCAUUUUGCGCAAGUGAAGUAGAAGAUCGCGCUGAUCCGGAUGCAUCUUUCAAUGUCAGUAGCGAUGUUGAUACGGUCGAUAGUAGUGCCGAUACGGCUGAUAGUGAUGUUAAUGAGCAAGAUGUCGAUGUUAGGGAAGGUACGCAGUCGAUUGCACCUUCAACAAUGUUUCUAGUGUACUUUGAAAUGCUUAAGUCGCUCUUCAAAUUCUGCUUUGAAUGCGGUGAGAAAGCUACUAUCAAAAAACAUAUAACUAAGGGUAGUAUGCUUAUUGUGAAAUUGGUUUGCGCCGGUAACCACGAAGUGACUUGGAGAUCACAACCUUACUUAAAUCGAAUUGCGGAAGGAACGGUAAGGCUGUCUGCUGGAAUAUUGUUCAACGGAUUAACAUUUCAAGGUGUGAAAGAAGCAUUUGAAACUGCCAAUGUUAACUUUAUAAGUAGGUCGCAGUUCCAUGAACUUCAGCGAAGAUUUUUAUUCCCAGCCAUAAAUAGCAUUUUUACGCAUUAUCAGGAAGCCACACUUGUUAGACUCGUUGCGCUUGAGGGUGUCGAUUUAAUUGGAGAUGGUCGCUGUGACUCACCUGGAUUUAGUGCUAAAUAUGGUACAUACAGCCUCAUGGACGCCAUGACAAAUGAGGUGGUGAACUUUUUUAUUUCACACGUUCGUUUAGCAGGAAACUCGGCACGCAUGGAAAAACAUGGACUUGCUGAGUGCUUGGAAUUUAUCGACGAAGCUGGCGUAAUAGUGGACACACUAGUUACCGACAGACAUAGCCAGAUACGAAAGUUUAUGCGCACCGAACAUGAACAUAUAUCGCACCAGUUUGAUGUGUGGCACAUGACAAAAAAUAUCAAAAAAAAGAUUUUGAAAGUUGCAAAAAAAAAGAGCUGUCGUGACUUGAAUGACUGGAUGAAGUCUAUCAUAAACCACUUCUGGUGGGCUUGUUCGACUUGCGAAGGAGAUCCAAUAUUAUUGAAGGAAAAGUGGCAGAGUUUACUCUGUCAUAUCCGUGGGGUACAUUAUUGGGUAAAUAAUACGCUAUAUCAUAAAUGUGCUCAUGAAGAACUUACCCUGCUACAACAAGCUCAGAAGAAGUGGUUAACUGAAGAAAGCCCUGCUUACAUCGCCCUGGAGAAAAUUGUUAAUGAAAAACAGCUACUAAACGAUUUAAAACACGUAGCUGAUUUCAAGCACACUGGACAGCUCGAGGUUUACCAUUCCCUGUUGAAUAAGUACUGUCCCAAACGCUUAGCAUUCUCGUACGCUGGGAUGGUUGCUAGGACGCAACUAGCUGUGCUUGACCACAACUCGGGUGUAGAACGACAACAAGCCACUACAUCCGAUGGGAGGUUGAAGUUCAAAGUUUCUUUCACCAAAAUUACGAAGGAGUGGGUGGCAAAAAAAGUAAUGGAUCCGAAAGAAAAGAAAUACCAAGAGGACUUGAUGAAGGAAGUGUUUGAUUUGGUUCAAAAAAUCAAAGCUCCUAUAUUUUUUAAGUUGCCUGAAACACCCAGAAAUAUUGCAUUAAAAAUAAACCCUGGGAAGGAAGUUGUUGUCUCGAAUAUGCGUUCAAGAUUUACCUAAAAGUAACCCCCAGGUUUAUAAAUGAUAUUUAGCAUUACAUCAAGAAACGCUUAUUUUACAAUUCCGGGGGACAUUUGUUAUAUUUUAAAAACAUAUAUUGUAAAAAUUUCAUUCAUCAUCUUUACAAUUAUACAUGUUCUUAUACA